Chara braunii is the source of this 3998-nucleotide messenger RNA. NCBI's taxonomy places the organism in Eukaryota, Viridiplantae, Streptophyta, Charophyceae, Charales, Characeae. The record is from the annotation of a GenBank genome assembly.
UUGGGGCGCGGACAAAGGCAAAGGACCACUUUACCCGCCCGGUUGCGCACUGCACAUUUCGUACAGGAGAGAUUUUGUACAAGUUAAUGAGAGACGAGGUCUCCAUCACGGACCCCUUGGGGAGGGCUAUGGCUGAGAGGCACAUGGAUGUCCGCGAGGAGGAGUUGGAGAAGGAGGACCUGCGGAGGGCCGAUGACGCGGCCACCCCUGCUGCACGCAUGGCAAAUGACCGGGCUGCUGACCACAGAGAGGAGUGGGGAGGCCGAGGGGCGGAUCCCCCCAUGAGGGAUGAGGGACGGGUUGGUGGUGUGCGUGCAGAGGACGAGCUCACUACGCUGAGAGAGAGGAUAGGCGUCCUCGAGGCGGGGCGACAGCCGACCCGCUCGGAUGACACUUUAGGACAGUGUUCGAGGCGGGGAGUGGACAUGGCGUGGCUCAGGACGGAGGGCACAUCUGGCCCAUCGGGCGUCGUCGUGCCCCAUGAUCGUCGAAUGCUGCAGACGAGGUUGGAUAGUUGGGCCAGUGGGGGUUUGCAGCAGCAGUACGAGAGGUUGUGGGCGAGAGCGUUGUUCAGGGCUGGGGUACCUUUCUCGUUCAUGCGCCUCGAGACCACGCAGGAGUUGCAUGACUUUAUGGUGUCAUUGAUGCGGGUGACGAUUGGGCCAGCUUUGGUCCUACCCUCAUACACAGACAUGCGCACAAGGCUCCUAGAUGAGAUCUACCACGAGAUUGCGGAAAGAGUUGCGUCGAAGAAGGCGAAAUGGAAGCUCACAGGGUGUCCCAUGAUGACAGACGGGGCUACAACGAGGUCGUACAAGCCUGUCGUUAACUUCAUUGCAGCAGGCGAGGACGGGCCAGUCUUGAUCACCACGGUCGACAUGUCGGAGAGGGAUAAGACUGGUGUGGCACUCGCGGAUCUGUGGGAGGACGUCAUCCGAGAUAUUGGCGUUGACGUUGUCAAUGCGUAUUGCACUGACAAUGCUUACGCCAAUAAGGUGGCUGCGCAGCGGUUCCAGGACCAUCCCGACAACGCCAUCUCUCGGAUCCCUUGGCUCCCCUAUGCGGCCCAUUGCUUGAGUCUCCUCCUUCGAGACAUCACGUGCUUUCAGUGGGUGCGCCCUAUUUUGAAGAACACACACAAGGUUGUGAUGUUCUUCAAGAACAUUCAGAAGGCCCUCACGUAUCAUCGCUCCUUUAAGGGCCGAGGGCAGUUAGAGUUGAUCCGACCAUGUGACACACGGUUCGGGUCAGCAUUCCAGAUGGUGGAGCGCCUUACCGAUCAGGAGCGCAUAUUGAGGGAUGUUGUGGGCAGUGUGAGAUGGCGCUCCAUCCCGUGGAAGGGGAAGGCAGCCCAGGAUGAGCGCCCCGUUCGACAACUUGUGAUGUCCAACUUGUUUUGGGAGAGUGCACACCGCGUACAGGAUGUCAUGCAGUCGGCGUAUAGUCUACAGCGAGUUCGUGACACUGGUCUUUCUGUGGAGGAGGAGACAGAGAUUUUGGAUAGGGUGGAGACCGUGGAGUACCGUUGCAGCAUGAUGCGUCAGCCAGCACACGCGCUCGCAUACCGGGUGGACCCGCGACGACGAGAUCUGUCUUUGUUGGCGGAUACUGGCAGCACGGUUGUGCAGAGUGCGCUGGAUUAUUUGUCCAGGUUCACUGUCGAUGGCCCGGGGUCAGAGGAGCACGACAAGUUGUGGUUCGCUUUGUACUUGUUCCACCACAAUGAUCCCCACGUGAGCCCCAGGCCAAAAUGGUGGACGGACGACAAGGUGAAGGCGGACGCUGGGAGGAUGCACCCCGCGUAUUGGUGGUAUCUACAUGGUGGCGACUUCCCGCGUUUGCGGGAAGUUGCCAUCAAGGUGCUCGCUAUCUGGUCCACUGCCUCUCCUUGCGAGAGGAAUUGGACCUCGCACGACUUCAUUCACUCAAAGAGGCGCAAUAAACUUUCGAGUGACAGUCUGCGGAAGCUCGUGUUCAUCCAUUGGAACAUGCAGCUUCUGCGAGCUCAGUCGGGUCCCCGGAGGGGUUUCGUGGAUGUUUGGGAGGAUAUGGUGGAGGAUCCGUCGGAGCCGCAGGUCGGCGCUGCCUCUGAGGAGGUGUAUGACGACAGCAUGACGAUCCCUGAGGAGGUGGAGGCAGAUAUUCGUAGUCGACGCAAGGAGGGGGGGGAUCGUGCUAAUGCACGACUGUUGCAGGGGCGGGACUACGAGGAUGAGGACGAAGAGGACGUCAUUUACGAGGCGGAUGACAUCUGGGAGGGGAAGGAUAUGAUCGAGGAGAUUGCGGCAGCAGGGAAGGGGAAAGAGGUAGUGCGUGAUGACCCUCUCGUCUCUCGUGUGUGGGACAGAUGGAGGGGCCUUGACAUUGUGGAUGACCUGGACAGCUACCUGCACGGCUCCAGACACACCCUUCAUAUGAUGAAGGACAUUCACGAGUGUCGCAGACCGGAUGAGGGGAGUGCAGGGGUUCAGCAGGACCGUCAUGUGGAUACGGGCUUUCGUGCGACCACCUUCGACGGUGAGGCAGACUCUUGUGCAGCUACCACAGAGGUAGGAUCGACACGCACGACGGAGGUGGUAGUCCCCCCCCCCGCUGCUCCAUCGUUUGGUAUGCCAUCUGUUGUUGGGACAGGAGCGGAGCAUUGUGAUGCCCCUAUCCCAGGACGUGUAGCACAACAACCAUGUCCCGCCGUUGAGGAGCAGGGGAGCGCUCCUAUUACCGAGGAGCGUGUGACACAUGCCACUGUUUUAGAGGAGCCGCAUCCCGUUGUCGAGGAUCAGGUGACAACUCCCGCUGCGGAGGAGUUGGAGGCCGCUACCGUCAUCUCUGGGCAGCAGACUAGGUUGGACGGCAGGGCGCGAGAGACAGAGGGUGUUCCCACAUCGUUGUCAUCCCCAGCGCGGCAUGACCCAUCUGCGUGUACGGGCACGGAUGAUACCACCCUUGCACCCUUCCAUUCAACGGUGCCCCUUACUAUCGGGGAGGUUGUGGCAAGACAUCACACUGGGCACGCGUGUGUGAUGGAGACAGCCACACACACAGGUAUUGUGCAGCAGGAGGGAGUUGUUACGGAUGAGGGGGGCCACGAGACAGACAUAGAGCCCCCUUCCACAGCCGAGGAGGUUGCUCCCACAUCGGCAGAGGCCACUCGUACAUUAGAGAGCACAGAGCCGCACACAGCAAUGAUGACGACGACAAUUGGAGGGGGUCCUGGAGCUGGGAUGACUUCCGCUGCACUUCGGCCUGUGUCAUUCUAUACCGCUCCUCCGCUGUCUGUCUUACAUGGUCGUGCUGUGGUCCGCGGACCCGGCUUGACUCUUCCCCCUCGUACAUCGUCUCCUACUGCCACGACGCCUGUUGGGCGGUUGUCGUCAUCCAUGAGCAUAGCAGCACAGCAUUCGCAGGGCAGUCGAGGUGUUCCAUCGGUGGCCCCAGUGGCUCGCAGUCAUUUGAAUCCUGUGUGCAGUGGACCGGUCGCUUCAAUUGCGGUUCCUCCACUCCCUACUCGAGUGUCGUCUGCCAUUGUUGACAACACUUCGACGAGAGGGAGGAAGAGGAAGGCCCCUGACACACAUGGGCGAGAGCAGCCACAGAGACCUGCAGUGCAGGGUAGACCACGCAGGUGCCCCCCAGGGGGUCGAUCGGGGAGGGGUAGAGGGAGACAGGGCGCCGCAGGAGCAACAAAGAGGUUGUUGGGGUCGCUCGGUGCUAUAGGGGGCGGGUCGCCAGCGCCCAUAUCCAUGCAUGGAGUGAGGACUCGUUCUCGUGGUGCUGCGGACAGGACGAGGCGCGUCGAGGUUCAGGAGGACGACGAUGAUGAUGAGAAGGGCAGUGGUGACGGGUCGGAGAGCGAGUACGAGGCUCCGUCACACUCCUCAGAUGAUGACGACGACGCAGAUACUGAAGGGGACGCUGUUGCCGCCCAGUAGGCUGACGAGGUCACGAUGGUCGAGGACUGCUGCUGCAGAGAGAGAGAGAGAGGGAGAGAGAGAGAGAGA